CAAAAUAUCCCAGUCAGAGGCAGAAGGGGUGGAAGAAGUGGCAGAGGUUCAAGACUGAUGUUUACUAACAGUAACAAUAGACAGCAAACUGUACAACAGCAGCAGACAGUUUCUCAGAGUCAGCACUUGAACAAGGCCAGGCAGCAGGCGCUUUUAUUGAGGGAAAAGCAACUGGCCAUUAAAAAUCUACAGCAGGCACAGAAAAAUGUACAAAGCAUUAACCUGGCUAUUCAGAAAACAGCAAGGGACGGUGUUGUUAAUCAGCUGCGAGGUGUGAAUAGCAUUCAGGGUAGUGAACAAGGAAGGCAAAGAAAAGGGAGGCUACUCUCAGCAUUGAUAUCACGAGGAGAUAAUAAUAUGGUGAACAACUUGCAGCCAACAAGGCAGCUGACUAACACAUCGGUGACGAUAAAUAACCCAUCUCUGUUAAGCCCUGUUGUAUCUGGCAGACAGAAGAGGAGAUGGAGAAGAAAAAAUGUGAACCAGGCUACUUCAGAACAUUUCACCAUUCAAGUCGCAAACCAGAAUUUGCAGCCUACAAAGAAACAACAGCCCUCCAUUUUAAAUCAGUUAAAGUCUCUAAAGCCUGCUGUUUCCACAACGUACAAGUUUCAGAAAAAUGUAUUUGCAGCACCAUCUACUGGCGUGAGUCUUAGUGACAGAUUUUCUGGUACAACUUCCACCGAUGUAGAUGAUGAUGUCACAGGGGAGAGACAGGUUUUCAUUUGA
Candidula unifasciata is the source of this 729-nucleotide messenger RNA. Lineage: Eukaryota; Metazoa; Mollusca; Gastropoda; Stylommatophora; Geomitridae. The record is from the annotation of a GenBank genome assembly.